Molecule: messenger RNA, 2548 nt
Organism: Labrus mixtus (cuckoo wrasse)
Lineage: Eukaryota; Metazoa; Chordata; Actinopteri; Labriformes; Labridae
Exons: 13
Coding region: 57-1403 (448 amino acids)
Molecular function (GO): GTPase activity
Source: RefSeq, a predicted model, not a curated record
CCCCCCGGAGGUUCAUGGGGACCCGCUGAGAGGCGGCUUGGUGGCUGGUGGUCAUAAUGUCGGGCAGAAAGCCUCGGUCUGUGGCAAACCCCCUGGAGUCUGCGAUCACUACGCCGGGGGAAAGGAUCCUGAAAGAAUGCCACAGUCUGUAUGUCGACAGCGAAAACGGCCUGGUGAAGAUUGCCAGCAGCCUGGGAGUGUGUCUCCUGCCUCCCAGAAAGAAGAUAAUAGUGAUGAUAAUGGGUAACCAUUCUGCAGGGAAGAGCUCCUUCAUUAACUGGUAUGUUGAAGAGCACAUACAGAAAGCUGGCGUCGCCAUCGAAACUCAGGGCUUCACGUUCAUCACAAGUGGGCGUAAAAGAGAAUCACUGACGGGAAAUGCAACGCUACAUCUCUACCCUCACUUUCGGCCGCUCCUUGAGUUUAAAGGUGUUACAGACUAUCUGUCUGCUGAGAUCUCCACCUCCAAACAGAAGAAGUUCAGUCUGGUUACAUUUGUGGACACGCCGGGUUUGGUGGACGGGGACAUGGUCUACCCUUUUAAUGUCAACAGCGCCAUCACUUGGCUGGGUGAACAGUCUGAUUUGGUGUUUGUGUUCUUCGACCCGAUGGGUCAGGCGCUCUGCAAGCGCACACUCAACAUCGUGGAGCAGCUGAGUGAGAAAUGUGGAGACAAACUGCUGUUCUAUCUCAGCAAGGCAGAUGAAGCCGGGAAGGAAACGGACAGGCAGAGGGUAAUGAUGCAGAUAGUCCAGGAACUGUGUCGCCGUCCAGGUCUUAACAAAUGUGGUUUUGAUAUGCCUACUAUAUACAUACCCAACCCACAGAAGCCAAGCCGCUGUGUGAACCAGAUCGAUGGAGUGUGUCAGACCAUCGAGAAGACCAUAAACCAGGCUGUUCAGAAGACUUUGGAUCAGCUGGAGAAAGACUGUGACCUUAUCUGUUCCACAAUCAGCAGCAGAAUUGAGAAAGACAGGGCUGACGCGACGCACAACAAAAGCGUCCGUCUUCACUCGUUCCUCUGUGGGGCACUGGGCAUUGUCCUCCCUACCCUCUUCAUCCUCAGCUUCAUUGUGAACACCAUCUCCAAAGAGCAGCUGGAUGAGCUGCUUGGUGAAGGGCCGGCUCGGACGGUUUCCAUCUUCACAGGAAUAGUGAUGUUUUUAUGGGACUGGAUACCAGAAGAUGGACAAGUUGUGUUUGUCCUCAUCUUUGGAGCUUUUUGCUACCUUCUGCUGUUCCUAGCAAAGUACUUUGCAGGCCGGGGGAAUAAGACUCUGACGAAGAAGGAGAAGAAGUUGAUGGCAGAGUACAAUGAAUAUAUCCAGGACAUCGUCAAAACAAAGAAGGGGAAACUGUAUGAAUGGUACCUCCAGCAGUGCGCAGCAGAAUAUGACCUCUGACCCCUGGGUAAACUGGAGACUGUUUCAAGAUGUGUCUUGAAUGCCACAUUAUGUAACAUUUGCUACUUAUUGUGGUUUCAGGUGGAAUUUUGAAGAGAUGAGCAUCCACCAAAUAAUGUGAUGUUUAUCCUUUGAGUUAGCAGGUGUUACCUCUAAUGCUGCAGAGUUCACUGCCAACAUUUCUCAUCUCAAGAGUUUCAAUAUUCAAAAUCUCAAAAGGGCUUUUAUACGUCAGUACAGGAGAAACUGUGAUUGUAGUCGUUUGACAAAAAACUCAGAAUGUGAAUUUUUAUAGCACAGUUAUGUCAAACGUACACAUUAGUGUUUGCAAAAGGAUUUUUUCUUAAUCUCCAAAAGGAACUUGUGGCCAGCAAGUGUUUCUUCUAGGAUGAAGCCUGUUCUUGUUGUCGUCUUGUUCCUCAAAUCUCAUCGCACCGUCCUGAAGUCAUGUUGUGUGUGCAAUAUAAGAGAAGGCCCUAUAUAUAGCAAUACUACAACAGCUGAUGCUCUGAAAACUUCCCGGGCAUUACAGUCAGACUUUUCAUCACAUAUUGUUUUAUAUAAAUAAGAGCUUUAAGCUGUCUCCUGCCUCCAAAUAUUCUCUAAUCUACUGUUGUUUUUAAAUAUGAACAAUGACUAGUGGUCAUAUUUACAUGAACCACAGUCCAUUAUGUGACUGAAAUACUUUAAAUACAACAGUGAAUUUUAACUGGUGAGCAAUAAUGUCUAUUUACAGCACUGAUAUGUAUCUUCCAGUCGUCACUGAGCCUACUCAUGUUUACAGUACCUACAUGAAAAACUACUUUUAAGACUACACCACCAUUCACUGCCUUCACUCCAAUGUUUGUACGUAGACAAAUAAUGUACACAACCUCUACGGCCUGAACACGAUCAGUUUGUGUGGUGUGUGUGUAAGAUGCUUAGAAAAGAGAUGCUUCAUUUAUUUUUAAAUUGUGUGUGACUUAACAUAUUCUGUCGACAUCUUCCAAAAAUUGUUCUUAUAAGAAAGUUUGACUUACCUGGCUUUUCUAGAAAUCUUUUUUUUUUUGCCAUUAAAGCCUCAAAGAAAGAAACAUGUUAUGAAGCUGCACGCUGUGCUCUUUUACAUCCUUGAAUCUUAUUAAACAUUUCCUAUGACUUGUAAA